Molecule: messenger RNA, 2456 nt
Organism: Drosophila kikkawai
Lineage: Eukaryota; Metazoa; Arthropoda; Insecta; Diptera; Drosophilidae
Gene: GlyRS
Product: glycine--tRNA ligase
Biological process (GO): mitochondrial glycyl-tRNA aminoacylation
Cellular component (GO): cytoplasm; mitochondrion
Molecular function (GO): glycine-tRNA ligase activity; ATP binding
Source: RefSeq, a predicted model, not a curated record
GACCGAAUUUUUAGGGUUUUCAAACGGAAAACCUGGCAACCCCACAACUCUUUCAUCCAAUUGCAUCCUAGUAAAAGUUGCUGAAAGCGCUACCCCACCUGCGCAGCGCCACCUUAGCCGUGAGAUCUCAGUUAGCGAGAAAAACGUGGAGCGAGCACAUUGCCACGAAAGUGUUUUUUACCACCGCCGCUGCAUCACCCUCUGCGUCACCCACUCAGCCACCCACUUGGGGCGCCAAGAAGCAAAAGAGAAAGGUUAACCUACGAUCCGCAGCUGCCGAGUUCAUCAUGUCCAAUCCGGAGAUUGAGGCACAGUUGGCCCCCUUGCGGGAGCGCGUGCAGGAGCAGGGCAAUUUGGUGAGGGAACUCAAGGCCCAGGGAGCUGCCGAGCUGGAUGUGAAAAAGGCCGUGGCCGAGCUGAAGGCUCGCAAGAAGGUCCUAGAGGAAAAGGAGCUGGCACUGACGCCCAGCGUGGUCAGCUUUGACCGUGCCAAAAUGGAGGAUCUGCUGAAGCGGCGCUUCUUCUACGACCAGAGCUUCGCCAUUUAUGGUGGCAUUACCGGCCAGUACGACUUCGGACCCAUGGGCUGUGCCCUUAAGUCCAACAUCCUGGCCCUGUGGCGGCAGUAUUUCGCACUCGAGGAACAAAUGCUGGAGGUGGAUUGCUCGAUUCUCACGCCGGAACCGGUUUUAAAAGCCUCCGGUCAUGUGGAGCGAUUCGCUGACCUGAUGGUCAAGGAUGUGAAGACCGGCGAGUGCUUCCGCUUGGACCAUCUCAUCAAGCAGGCUCUGGAGAAGCUGUCCAAGGCGAAGGAGGCCACGCCGGCGCUGCAGGCCGAAUGCGAGGACAUCAUCAUCAAGCUGGAUGGUCUGAACAAGCAGGAGCUGGCCGAUGUCCUGGCCAAGUAUAACAUCAAGUCCCCCCUGACCGGCAACGAUCUAACCGAACCCAUCGAGUUCAAUCUGAUGUUUGCCACGCAAAUUGGACCCACUGGUCUGGUCAAGGGAUUCCUACGCCCGGAAACAGCGCAAGGCAUCUUUGUGAACUUUAAGCGAUUGCUGGAAUUUAAUCAGGGCAAGCUGCCCUUCGCCGUUGCCCAGAUAGGCAACUCCUUCCGCAACGAAAUCUCGCCCAGAUCGGGACUUAUUCGUGUGCGUGAGUUCACCAUGGCGGAGAUUGAGCACUUCUGCGAUCCCGUGCACAAGGAUCACCCCAAGUUUGGUAAUAUCAAGGCGGAAAAGAUGACCCUCUACUCGGCCUGCAAUCAGAUGGAUGGAAAGUCCGCUGCCCAGGUGGAAAUUGGAGCUGCAGUCGCCUCCAAGUUGGUGGCUAACGAAACCCUCGGCUAUUACAUGGCUCGGAUCCAGCAGUUCCUUUUGGCCAUUGGCAUUAAGCCGGAAUGCUUGCGUUUCCGCCAGCACAUGUCCAACGAGAUGGCUCACUAUGCCUGCGAUUGCUGGGAUGCCGAGAUUCUCACCUCCUACGGCUGGGUGGAGUGCGUUGGGUGUGCGGAUCGCAGUGCUUACGAUCUGGGACAGCACACGGCGGCCACUGGUGUCCGCUUGGUGGCGGAGAAGCGUCUGCCGGCACCCAAGACCGUGGAGGUCAGCGAAAUUGUGCCCAACAAGCAGGCCUUGGGCAAGACCUUCAAGAAGGAAGCCAAGAACAUAACGGAUGCGCUGGCCAAACUUUCGCUUGAGGAGAUCACUAAGGUGGAGCAGCAGCUGGCAGGCGAUGGCCAGUACAAGCUGACCCUGGCCGAUGGUCAGAGCCACGAGCUUGACAAGAACACCAUCAGCGUGAAGCACUCCUCGAAGACCGUCCAUGUGGAGGAGUUCAUCCCGAGUGUGGUCGAGCCCUCGUUCGGCAUUGGACGGAUCAUGUACGCCCUGCUGGAGCACAGUUUCCAGUGUCGCGAUGGCGACGAGCAGCGUUGCUACUUCACCUUGCCCUCCCUGGUGGCGCCCAUCAAGUGCUCCAUCCUGCCAUUGUCGAACAACACGGAUUUCCAGCCCUACACGCAGAAACUGUCAUCUGCACUGACCAAGGCGGAACUCUCGCACAAGGUGGACGAUUCCAGCGGCUCCAUUGGCCGAAGAUACGCACGAACAGACGAGAUUGCUAUUCCCUAUGGCAUCACCGUGGACUUUGAUACCUUGAAGGAGCCGCACACUGUGACUCUGAGAGAUCGGAAUACCAUGAAGCAGGUGCGCGUCGGUCUGGAGGAGGUGGUCGGUGUGGUCAAAGACCUCUCCACGGCGAGGACCACCUGGGAGAAGGUAACGGAGCAGUAUCCACUCUUCGAGCAGCAGGAGGCCAGCAGCAAGUAACCCGAUGGCUGAAGAGCAAGGAAAUUCUCACGCUUGACACACGCAUUUUCUAUAUUAUUUCUUUUUUAUACUUUUAUGCCUAAAAGUUGAAUAAAACAUGCAACAUUUAAUGCUUCGCACCAGAAA